GUAGGACUUUGGAAUCACUGUCCGUUACGUAGCGGGCGAAGAGAGUUAAAAGGUGACGUGUGCACCCUGAGUUAACACGAUAUGAAUUUUGCUUUAUGGAGUUGUUUGCCUAUACUUGAUUCUGCCAAAAAUUAACUUCCAAGAUACCGAAUUGAUUUAUAUAACUGGUUACUGGCUAAGCUCUUGAAUUUAAAAGGAUAUCUUGACAGGUAUUCCGUACCUACUUAGGAGGUAUAUAGUAGAUAAAGACCUAACACGGAUAGUUGCAUGUAUGUAUUGUCUCCUGGAACCAACAGUGACGUUAGGGUAAAGUGGAUAGUGAGGGGUUCUAGAUACUAAGUCUCCAAUCUCCAAUCGGACCCCUCAAUUUCCACCUACGCGCCGCAGCGCGUCUACCUCCGUUUCCAGAGAAAUAAUUAAUUUCAUUACCACAUAUCUACCUAAACAACAAAGACUUCGCAUGUCUCAUCUAAACCGAAGAAGGAAGUAAAGAAAUCAGUAAAGCCCCAAUUACUGUCAUUACUUGACAAUGGCAUCCAACCAGCAGUCACUUCAGCGCUCGACGACGCCGGCUGGAUCCCGCGAGAAGACCUAUUUUGAGCAGCAGCGUGAGGCGCUGAUAGGUGAGAUAGCUAUGAGCUUCGAGCACGUCCUCGCCAACAUCAACAAGUUGAACCGAUCUCUCGAGGCCGUAGUCGCCGUUGGCAAUGAGUUCUCAUCCGUAGAGGCGCUGUGGUCGCAGUUCGAAGGCGUCAUGGCGAAAGAUCCCGAGGAGGCUACACCUGAAGGCGAGGGACAAGGGCAACAUGAUCGGAACGAGAACGAAAGCGGUGAAUCGGCGGCGGCUAGAAAAAGCUGAAGAGGAAAAUAGCAGAGUUUAUUGCCGAGUACAAAUCACGAAGAUGAGGGGAUAAUGACCACGCAUAGGAUUAGGGGGAGG
Molecule: messenger RNA, 940 nt
Organism: Daldinia loculata
Lineage: Eukaryota; Fungi; Ascomycota; Sordariomycetes; Xylariales; Hypoxylaceae
Product: DASH complex subunit Dad1-domain-containing protein
Exons: 3
Coding region: 530-859 (109 amino acids)
Cellular component (GO): spindle microtubule; mitotic spindle pole body; DASH complex
Source: RefSeq, a predicted model, not a curated record